Notechis scutatus (mainland tiger snake) is the source of this 8134-nucleotide messenger RNA. It is a transcript of the gene GCN1, whose product is annotated as GCN1 activator of EIF2AK4. Gene Ontology annotation, cellular component: cytosol. Gene Ontology annotation, biological process: regulation of translation; cellular response to amino acid starvation. The record is from RefSeq and is a predicted model, not a curated record. Lineage: Eukaryota; Metazoa; Chordata; Lepidosauria; Squamata; Elapidae. Gene Ontology annotation, molecular function: protein kinase regulator activity.
AGCCGGUGCGAUGGCGGCUGACACGCAGGUUUCGGAAACACUGAAGAGAUUUGCCGUGAAAGUGACUACAUCCAGUGUGAAGGAACGCAGAGAAAUCCUCAGUGAACUUGGAAGAUGCAUUACUGGGAAAGAUUUUCCAGAAGGCGCAGUGAAGGGUCUGUGUAAACUUUUCUGCCUCACUCUGCAUCGAUACAGAGAUGCCGCGUCACACAGAGCCCUUCAAACAGCUCUUCGUCAGCUCGCCGAAUGCCAGCCUGAAGUGACUGCCAAGAACCUUUUGUACUCCCUGCAAUCUUCAGGAAUCAGCAGCAAGACUGGGGGAUCCAGCAAGAGCAGUGGAUCUGCAGCUUCGCUGGCUCUCUCGUGGACCUGCCUGCUCGUUCGCAUUGUCUUCCCGACACACGACAAGAGGCAUGGAGAAACGUGGGAGAAACUGGUGGAAGUCCAGUGUUUCCUUCUGUUGGAGAUCCUAGGUGGUUCCCGCAAACCUGUGGUGAACGGGGCCGUGAAGAAGUUGAACAGACUCUGGAAAGAGAAUCCUGGGCUGGUGGAUCAGUAUCUCUCCAUAAUUCUUCAUUUGGAAGCCAAUCAGGGAUAUGCGAUCAUGCUGGGCUUCCUUGUGCAGUUCUGCACCAGCCAGAAAGAUCUCAGCACCAUCAACAAACACAAGGCUGCCCUCCUCGAUUUCUAUGUGAAGACCAUCCUGAUGAGCAAGACCAAGCCUCAUAAGCACAUCCUGGACAAUUGCGCUCCUCUGCUCCGCUACGUGUCUCAUUCCGAAUUCAAGGACCUCAUGUUGCCAGCCUUGCAGAAAUCUCUCUUGAGGAGCUCAGAGAACGCCAUUGAAACAAUUUCUUGCUUACUGGCAUCCGUCACCCUUGAUCUCAGCCAGUACGCUCUGGAUGUCGUGAAAGGGCUAGCCAGCCAGUUGAAAUCCAACAGUUCCCACCUGAUGGACAAGGCCGUAGUUGCACUAAAGAAUCUGGCCCUGCAGUGCAGCGACCCGUCCACUGUGGAGUCCUUCGGGAAGCACCUCUUCGCCAUUUUGGGAGGUGCGGAAGGAAAGCUGACUGUGGUGGCUCAGAAAAUCAGCGUCCUCUCAGGGAUUGGUAGUUGCAGCCACCAUGCAGUCUCGGGGGCAUCUAAUCAAGUUCUCAGUGGAACCAUGGUUGAGCUCUUCGUCCCGUUCCUUCAGCAGGAAGUCCAUGAAGGCACUCUGGUGCACGCCAUUUCCAUCCUUGCUCUCUGGUGCAGUCGGUUUGUCACAGAGGUCCCCAAAACGCUGGUGGAAUGGUUCAAGAAAGCGUUCAGCCUUAAGGCCUGCACUUCUGCUGUCAGGCAUGCCUAUCUCCAAUGUAUGCUGGCUUCUUUCAAAGGCAAUGUCCUCUUACAAGGAUCAGAGAUGCUGCCCUUACUGAUCCAGACUGUGGAGAAAGCUGGAACUCAAAGCACCCAGAUUCCUCUGGUAACGGAAGGUGUCGCUGCAGCUUUGCUAAUCUGUAGACUUUCGGUAGCCGAUGUGCAAAUAGAAAAUAAACUAAACAGCUUCUGGCAGCUUAUUUUGGAUGAGAAAAAACAGAUCUUCACUUCUGAGAAGUUCUUGCAGUCUGCUUCAGAGGAAGUGAUGUGUACCGUUCUGCAGCUAACCGAACGCCUUCUCUUAGACCAUGAAUGUCGGCUACCUGGAGCUAAAAUCCAGCAGUAUUACAAAGCCUUGACUGCCGUCCUCCUCAGCCGGUCCUGGAGCGUCCGGAGGCUCGCUCAGCAGACUGUGAGAAAACUCUUAUCUUUGCCAAGAGGAUUCAAGUUAGCCCGUGGGCUCUUAGAAGAGCUAAAGGCGGUUCUCGUUUCACACAAGGUGCUUUCCCCUGAGGCCUUGGUAACCGAAUCCGGAGAGCUGUCAGAACAGGGCAAAACAUACAUCCCUCCGCGUAUCCUUCAGGAAGCCUUGUGCGUCAUCGCGUGUGGGCCAGGGAUGGAAGGAGAGCCGGAAGAGAAAGAAAAACUGGUCUUGGAAAUGCUGCUCGUGAGCAGUCAUCCUUCUUUGGUGGCAGGACAACCUGGCCUUUGGCCUGCCCUCCUCAUCAAGAUGAAGCUGGACCCUAUUGACUUCAUCACCAAGCACAUGGAGAAAAUCUUUGACCGCAUCAUCAUCACCCAGAGCCCAAUGAAUCAGUCCUCUCUGAAUGCAGUUGGCUUGCUCUCGGUCCUUUUGCCUGCCAAAGUCCUCCCUCAGCUGAUCAGCACCAUUUCCGCCUCCCUGGGAAACCCGGCCCUGUGUCUCGUGACCCAGGAAGAAUUCGCGAUCAUGAAGAUGCCGGAAGGGGAACUCUACGACAAGUCUAUCUUGCACAGUGCCCAGCAGGAUAGCCUGAAAAAGGCCAACAUGAAGAGGGAGAACAAAGCCUACUCUUUUAAGGAGCAGAUCAUCGAACUGGAACUCAAGGAGGAGAUCAAGAAGAAGAAAGGAAUCAAGGAAGAGAUUCAACUCACCAGUAAACAAAAAGAGAUGUUGACUGCCCAGCUGGAGAAGGAAUCUCAGAUGAGAAAGCAAUUGAAAGAGCUGGACACUGAAUUGGAAUCCACCCUGGGCCUGUUUGACGCUGUUCUGAAGAGGAACCCUCCCAGCCUCUCCCAGUACAUCCCUGCCCUUGUCGGCUGCUUCCUCCCUCUGCUCAAAUCCCCCCUGGCAGCUCCGAGGAUUAAGGCCCCCUUCCUUUCUCUGGUGUCGUGCGUGAUGCCCGAUCACUUAAAGACCUUUGGGACCGUUGCGAGUCACGUGACUUUGCGAAUGAUGAAACCCGAAUGCGAUUUGGAUGAAUCCUGGUGCCAGGAAGACUUGCCCACAGCGGUGAACCGAGUGAUCGGUUUGCUGCACACGCACACCGUGCCGAUCCGGAUAACCAAGGGAGAGGAGGGUCCCGUGCCAUUAUCGGCCCCGGCCUUUUCCUUAGUCUUUCCUCUUCUGAAAAUGGUGCUGCUGGAGACCCCCAACGACAGCGAAGAGAAGGAGGAGCUCAUGGUGAAGGUUUUGCAGAUCAUCACCGUCCAUGCUCAGCUGCGGUCCUCUACUAACGACGAGAACUGGCUGGUGGACGAGAACGGACCUGAGUUACUUCCUCGUACGGACAUGCUGCUGCUCCUAACCAAAGUUAUUGGGACAGGAUCACCCCGCGUACAGGUUUUGGGUUCGGUGGCGCUGACGGCCCUGUGCGCCAGUAGCAGCGGAGAAGACGGCUGCGCCUACGCGGAACAAGAAGAGAUAAACGUCCUACUUCAGGCUCUGCAGUCGCCCUGCAUGAACGUUCGAGAUGCAGCUCUCCGGGGUUUGCUGGAACUCCAGAUGGUUUUGCCCACUCCGGACAGCGAUGAGAAGAACGGGAUGAACCUUUUGCGCCGUCUCUGGGUGGUGAAGUUUGACAGAGAAGAAGAAAUCCGCAUGUUGGCAGAGAGGCUGUGGGUAUCUAUGGCUUUAGAGCUGCAACCGGACAUCUGCUCCAUCCUCAUCCAAGAUGUCAUCCACCAUGAGCAGGCGGUGCGCCAGGCCGGAGCAGAAGCCCUUUCCAAAGGGGUGGAACAAUAUCGAAGCCAGACGAAGGAUGUCAUGGCCAAACUGAUGGAGAUUUACCAAGAGAAGCUCUAUAGACCCCCACCGGUUCUGGAUGCCUUGGGACGGGUGAUCUUGGAGUCUCCACCUGACCAGUGGGAAGCCAGGUGCGGCAUCGCUUUGGCCUUGAAUAAGCUUUCUCAGCACCUGGAAAGCUCCCAGGUGAAGCCUCUUUUCGAAUUCUUUGUCCCCGAUGCCCUCAACGAUCGUCACCCCGAAGUCCGAAAGUGCAUGCUGGACGCUGCCCUCUCAGCCCUUAAUACUCACGGCAAGGAGAACGUCAACUGCUUGCUGCCGGUCUUUGAGGAGUUCCUUAAGAACGCCCCCAACGAUGCCAGCUACGAUGCCGUCCGGCAGAGCGUGGUCAUUCUCAUGGGGUCGCUGGCCAAACAUUUGGACAAAAGCGAUCCGAAAGUAAAACCCAUCGUGGCCAAGCUGAUAGCAGCACUCUCUACGCCAUCCCAACAGGUCCAGGAGUCCGUGGCCAGCUGCUUACCGCCUCUCGUGCCGGCCAUCAAGGAAGAUGCCGGCAGCAUGAUCCAGAAGCUGCUACAACUUUUGCUGGAAUCCGAUAAGUACGCGGAGCGCAAAGGAGCUGCGUACGGGCUGGCCGGCCUGGUGAAAGGACUGGGAAUCCUUUCCCUGAAGCAGCAGGAAAUGAUGACCAAGCUGACCGAUGCAAUCCAGGACAAGAAGAAUUUCCGGCGUCGGGAAGGGGCUUUGUUCGCCUUUGAGAUGCUGUGUACCAUGCUGGGGAAACUUUUUGAGCCCUAUGUGGUCCACGUACUGCCCCACUUGUUGCUCUGCUUUGGAGAUGGCAAUCAGUACGUUCGGGAGGCUGCAGAUGAUUGUGCCAAAGCUGUGAUGAGCAACUUAAGCGCCCACGGAGUCAAGUUGGUGUUGCCUUCUUUGUUAGCCGCUCUCGAGGAGGAUUCGUGGAGAACCAAAGCUGGAUCGGUAGAGUUGCUGGGAGCCAUGGCUUAUUGUGCUCCCAAGCAGCUGUCAUCUUGCUUGCCAAACAUCGUGCCGAAGCUCACGGAGGUGCUGACGGAUUCUCACGUGAAGGUCCAGAAGGCCGGCCAACAGGCGUUACGGCAAAUCGGCUCGGUCAUCAGGAACCCUGAGAUUUUGGCCAUUGCCCCCGUGCUGCUGGACGCCUUGACUGACCCAUCCCGAAAGACCCAGAAGUGCCUGCAAACGUUGCUGGACACCAAAUUUGUCCACUUCAUCGAUGCACCUUCCUUGGCUCUCAUCAUGCCUAUCGUCCAGCGGGCUUUUCAGGACCGCUCGACAGACACCCGGAAAAUGGCUGCCCAGAUCAUCGGGAAUAUGUACUCCUUGACGGACCAGAAGGAUCUGGCUCCUUACCUGCCUAGUGUCACACCUGGACUGAAAACGUCUCUUCUGGACCCCGUUCCUGAGGUGAGGACAGUCUCUGCGAAAGCGCUGGGCGCCAUGGUGAAAGGCAUGGGGGAAUCUUGCUUUGAAGACCUCCUGCCCUGGCUGAUGGAAACCUUGACGUACGAACAGAGUUCGGUCGAUCGGUCAGGGGCUGCGCAAGGUUUGGCUGAGGUUAUGGCUGGUUUGGGAGUAGAGAAGCUGGAGAAGCUGAUGCCAGAAAUUGUGGCGACAGCGAGCAAAGUGGAUAUUGCUCCCCACGUUCGCGAUGGUUACAUUAUGAUGUUCAAUUACCUGCCCAUUACCUUUGGGAACAAGUUUACCCCGUACGUUGGGCCCAUCAUACCUUGCAUCCUUAAGGCCCUGGCAGAUGAGAACGAGUUUGUGCGGGACACGGCUCUCCGUGCAGGGCAGAGAAUUAUAAGCAUGUAUGCGGAGACGGCCAUCGCAUUACUCCUUCCUCAACUGGAACAAGGCCUCUUCGAUGACCUUUGGAGAAUCAGGUAUAGCUCAGUUCAGCUGCUGGGAGAUCUCCUGUUCCACAUUUCAGGAGUUUCUGGGAAAAUGACAACUGAGACGGCCUCCGAGGAUGAUAAUUUUGGAACAGCCCAAUCUAACAAAGCUAUCAUUAACGCUCUCGGAGUAGAACGAAGAAAUCGAGUACUGGCUGGGCUUUACAUGGGCCGUUCCGAUACCCAGCUGGCUGUUCGCCAAGCAUCGCUCCAUGUUUGGAAAAUUGUGGUUUCCAACACGCCACGCACGCUACGUGAAAUCUUGCCGACUCUCUUUGGCCUCCUGUUGGGAUUUUUGGCCAGUACCUGUGCAGACAAGAGAACAAUUGCAGCGCGGACGCUGGGGGAUCUUGUCCGAAAGCUGGGAGAGAAGAUUCUACCGGAGAUCAUCCCCAUUUUGGAAGAGGGCCUAAGAUCUGAAAAAAGUGACAAGAGGCAGGGGGUCUGCAUUGGCCUGAGUGAAAUCAUGAAGUCCACCAGCCGGGAUGCUGUGCUGUGCUUUUCUGAAUCUCUCGUGCCCACCGUCAGGAAGGCCCUUUGCGACCCUCUGGAAGAGGUGCGAGAAGCGGCCGCUAAAACCUUUGAACAGCUGCAUUCGACAAUUGGAUUCCAGGCCCUCGAAGACAUCCUCCCUUUCCUGCUAAAGCAGCUGGAGUGUGAAGAAACCUCAGACUUCGCCCUGGAUGGUCUAAAGCAGGUUAUGGCUGUGAAGAGUCGAGUUGUCUUGCCAUACUUGGUGCCAAAGCUUAUUUCUCCUCCCGUCAACACCAGAGUCCUGGCCUUCCUCUCCUCGGUUGCUGGCGAUGCUCUCACCCGGCACCUGGGUGUCAUUCUGCCCGCCAUGAUGUCCGCCCUGAAGGAGAAGCUGGGCACAAGCGAUGAACAGCAGGAGAUGCUGAACUGCCAAGCUGUCAUUCUGUCAGUAGAGGACGAGGCCGGGCAGAGGAUCAUCAUUGAGGAUCUCUUGGACACGACGCGCAGCGGCGAAGUUGGAAGGCGCCAAGCCGCGGCCGUCAUCCUCAACAUCUACUGCUCCAAGACCAAGGCGGACUAUACCGCCCACCUGCGCAACCUGGUCUCAGGCCUGAUCCGCCUCUUCAACGACACCAAUGCCGUGGUCCUGAAUGAAAGCUGGGACGCUCUCAACGCCAUUAGCAAGAAAUUAGACGCUGGCAGCCAGCUGGCCCUCAUCGAUGACCUCCACAGGGAUAUCCGCAUCGUUGGCAACGAUGCCGCCGGAGACCACGUGCCUGGAUUCUGCAUUCCCAAAAAGGGCGUGACCUCCAUCCUACCUAUGCUACGGGAGGGGGUCCUGACCGGCAACUCAGACCAGAAGGAAGAGGCGGCCAAAGCUUUGGGCUUGGUCAUUAAGCUGACCUCCGCCGAAGCUCUGAAACCAUCCGUCGUCAGCAUUACCGGGCCCCUGAUUCGGAUCCUGGGAGACCGGUUCAGCUGGAACGUCAAGGUGGCUUUGUUGGAAACCUUGAGUCUCCUCUUGGCCAAGGUGGGCCUUGCUCUGAAGCCCUUCCUGCCUCAGCUCCAAACCACCUUCACCAAAGCAUUGCAAGAUCCGAACCGAGUGGUCCGUUUAAAAGCUGCCGAGGCCCUGGGGAAGUUGAUUGCCAUCCACGCCAAGGUGGACCCGCUCUUUACCGAACUCUUGAACGGCAUUCGUACUAGCGAGGACUCUGGCAUCAGGGACACCAUGCUUCAAGCGUUGCGGUUUGUCACUCAGGGGGCAGGAGGCAAAGUGGACGCCGCUGUUCGGAAGAGCAUAAUCUCCAUGCUCCUCAGCAUGCUGGGCCACGAAGAGGAUGCAACUCGCAUGACCUCCGCAGGCUGCUUGGCCGAAAUGUGUGCCUUUUUGACGGACGAUGAACUCAGCGGAGUCCUCCAGAAUCAUCUCCUAGCGGAUGUGUCCGGCAUCGACUGGAUGGUGAGGCACGGACGCAGCCUGGCCCUCUCGGUCGCUGUGAACACGGCGGCCGGCAGACUCUGUGUCCCCAAAUAUUCGAACAGCGUCCACGAGAUGAUCUUCAGCAACACAGUCGCUGACCGGAUCCCCAUUGCUGUCAGCGGCAUCCGAGGAAUGGGCUUCCUUAUGAAGCAUCACAUCGAAGCCAACGGCGGGAACCUUCCCCCGAAGCUCUCCAACCUCUUCAUCAAGUGUCUUCAGAAUCCAUCCAGCGACAUCAAAUUGAUUGCGGAGAAGAUGAUUUGGUGGGCCAACAAAGCCCCCCUCCCGCCCUUGGACCCUCCCGUGGCCAAGCCCAUCCUCAAGGCCCUGCUGGACAACACGAAAGAUAAGAACACCAGCGUGAGGGCUUACAGCGACCAGGCCAUUGUCAACCUCCUGAAGAUGCGGGACGGCGAGGAGGCGGUUCAGUCCGUCUCCAAAAUCCUUGACGCUGCCAGCUUGGAGCUGCUGAACGAGAGUUGCCGGCGAUCCCUGAAGAAACUCGCCAACCAGGCUGACUCGGUUGAACAAAUUGACGACACCAUCCUGACGUGAGAAGCAAGUUGGCAUUGCAGAGUCUCCAAGCCGACGAAAAUGUUUUCAUUUUUGAAAAUGCUAAUUGUGACAGGAGCUGGUUAAGAGGGAAAGAAAACAAAAAAA